AUGUUGAGACGCGAAGUGUGGGGUUACUGGUAUCUCACACCUCCGUCAGGGAUUCGGGUAGACCCUGAUUUGAGUGAACUUCGCAAGCCGUGGGCAGACCCGGUUGCCCGCGAGAAUAACAUGUACAGCGGACAUUUGCUCUUGAUGACCAGCCUCUAUGCUAUGCCGUUUGGUGGUGAUGUGUUUGAGCAGGCUGGGAGUCUGAGUUUUCACUGGAAUCCGCUGUUCUGGGGAAUGGGGGACGAGACUUUCGCCUAUGAUAAUAGGAGCUUGCAGGAUGCUAUUAUUGUCGAAUGGAAGGGAAUGACUGGGCUGGUUUUUAGGGCUGCGGCGUUCAUGAACACUUGGAACUCGGAAUUCGUCCGAUCGGGAAUCAACAAUCACGCAUUUGGGUUCGUCAUCGACAUUGCUGGCGAAGUCAAACUCUAG
Messenger RNA from Aspergillus ruber CBS 135680, 429 nucleotides. RefSeq lists its product as uncharacterized. The record is from RefSeq and is a predicted model, not a curated record. Lineage: Eukaryota; Fungi; Ascomycota; Eurotiomycetes; Eurotiales; Aspergillaceae. The transcript has 2 exons. The coding region runs from base 1 to 429 and encodes 142 amino acids.